Clarias gariepinus (North African catfish) is the source of this 5200-nucleotide messenger RNA. It is a transcript of the gene capn15, whose product is annotated as calpain 15. The record is from RefSeq and is a predicted model, not a curated record. NCBI's taxonomy places the organism in Eukaryota, Metazoa, Chordata, Actinopteri, Siluriformes, Clariidae. Gene Ontology annotation, cellular component: cytoplasm. Bases 948 to 4271 code for a protein of 1107 amino acids. Gene Ontology annotation, molecular function: calcium-dependent cysteine-type endopeptidase activity. Gene Ontology annotation, biological process: proteolysis. The transcript has 12 exons.
GGUCAGUGCUCACGGGAUUACCGGAAGCCUUCAUCACCAUCAUCAUCACCCAUCCGGGGUCUGGAGACGCGGAUCAUUUCACUGUUGGAUCGAUUCCCCGGGUUUGCAGUCGGUGCGCGCGGGAGAGGAGGAGGGGGCUGUGGGGAGCGCUCGAGCUUCAAAGGCCCCGCUGAUGGUGAUAACACAGAGACGGCGCGCGCCGCACGAGACCCUGACUGACUCGUGUUGUUCCGGUUCAGUUUCCGGUUUAACGGAUCACACCGCUCGCGCGACACGACGGGAUUUACCGAGCGCAAAGUUUAAACUGUUUCUCUGUUAAAGAAAAGAACCCAGGAGCGCGAGCGCUGUCUGUUAACCCGGAAGUGUAGAGAGGAGACACAGAGGGACAGGACACAGCAGCGCGAGACACCACAGCUGGGAUCACACACACACACACACACACACACACACACACACACACUAUAAGUGUGUUCUCCUGUUCAGAUGUGUUACUUGCACGUGUGUGUGUGUGUGUGUCAGGUUGGAAUGUGAUGUAUGUGUAAUCCCACAGCAGCUGCAGCAUCUCACACACACACACACACACACACACACACACACACACACACACACACUACAGUUCUUUUGACUCUAUAACACACACAACCCUACAACUUUAGAAGUGUGUUGUUCAGUACUCUGUGUGUGUGUGUGUGUGUGUGUGUGGUGAUCCCACUCACUCUGCUCUAAAUAAACAGGAUGUAGGAACAUCAGACGGAGCAGUGUAGGAUUCUGGGACAUCACCCUGUGGACUGGAGCGUCUGAGUGGCAGCCAUGUUGGCUCCUGUGACUCCGCACUGAGUGUGUGUGAGUGUGUGUGUGUGAAAUGGAGACUAAUAGAACAGGACUGAUUAAGGAACUCGUGAACACUUGACUACCACUCCGUGUGUGUGGUGGGGGGUGUCGUGGCAAUGGGGAGCUCGGCGUCGUCGUUGACGACAGAGGCGGAGCCUGAACACGGGUUCAGCAGGGCGCCGUACCCAGAGGCGCACCCUGUAGGCUGGAUACGGAACAGUCACAGCAGCCCGGUGUGGGGGAGCCGAGAACACACACACCAUCACACACCCCACCGCCCGCGCAGUCUCUCUCACUCCCGCGGGUCGAUGAUGGAGACCAUGGUUCUCGGCUCUGAUUGGUCGUGUGUUCGUUGUACCUUCCUGAACCCGGCUGGAUCUCCACGUUGCUCCAUCUGUGAGGCACCUCGCAACAAACCCGAUCUCAACAGAAUUCUGCGCCUAAGCAGCUGCUGGACCUGCCCCCGCUGCACGCUGACCAAUUACAGUGCCUCGGGGGCAUGUUCAGUCUGUGGGGCGCCACCCAGUGCCUCAAAUGGCCCUACCCCUUCCUCCUCCUCGCCCUCAAUCUCAGAACCCAUUACUUCUAACUCGGAGCCAAAACGGCAGCACGUGGACGAGGCCUUGGUGAAGAAGCCCGAGUCUAAUGGGGAAGUGAAAAACGCUGAAGUGGGUGUGGUUUCAGGCUGGGCUUGUCCCCGAUGCACACUCUUGAACACCCCGACGGCGAUGUCCUGCUCGGCCUGUGGUGGCCCUCGGAAACUUUCGCUUCCCAAAAUCCCACCCGAGGCACUCGUAGUUCCAGACAUCCGGACCCCAUUGUCUGGGUUUCCUGCACAAAAUCCCGGACCGGUCCUCAUUGACCUCACUGAGGACUCGCCUCCUAACCCCACCCCUUCUCAUACACCAUCUCCACCCCCCAACACAACCAGCUUCCUUCCUCCUUCCUUGUCCUCUUUGCAAAAUAAUCCUGUUCCUCGGAGCAGACGGGAAGUCCCACCCCCUACUUCCUCCUCGACAGGACCUUCCUCUAAACCUAAGCCGAGUCUCCCCCCCUCAGAACCAAUCAAACGUCUUAGUGUCCUUGAAGAGGAGGAGCCAAGUCCUAACCACCCGGCUCCGCCUUCUUGGAAAUGUCCCGGGUGCUCCGCUCCUUCCGGUCCUUCAGUGUCUUCGGCGGGACGUUGUGAUGCCUGUAGAGGACCACGCCAGGGGGCAGGGCCGAGCGCGGAUGUCAUCGACGUCGUUGGCGAGUCUGUUCGCUUCACGCCAGCCACACCAUCAAGCCCUGAUUUCACGUCAUGGGCGUGUCCCAAGUGCACGCUGCGGAACCCUACAGGGACAGGACACUGCAGUGCAUGCGGAACGUCCAAACUUCACGGAUUCUCUGAGCCCUUCGCUAAAAAGACCUCGCAUGCGCCCCGAGGGACGGGGCAGGGGGACAAGUGGGUGUGUCCUGCAUGCACGCUGCUGAAUGAGAUGUGUGUGAAGCACUGUGUGGCGUGUCACACGGCUCAGCGCUACAUAAGAACCAGGAAGGUGAAGGCACUGCGGCGCAGGCAGAGCGUGCACGUGGAGCAGCGGAGGAAAACGGACGAGGGCGAGGCUAAGGAACUUUGGGAGAACAUCGUCAGUUUCUGCAGAGAGAACGCUGUGAACUUUGUGGACGACAGUUUCCCUCCUGGUCCCAGGUCAGUGGGCUUCCCCGAGAGUGACAGCGUCCAGCAGCGAAUCAAAAAGUGGCUUCGCCCACACGAGAUAAACUGCAACAACUUCAAGGACCGAGGGGUGAAGUGGUCAGUGUUCCGAACACCCCGUCCGUCUGACAUCCUGCAAGGGCUUCUGGGUAACUGUUGGUUCCUGAGUGCUCUGGCAGUGUUAGCGGAGCGCCCCGAGCUGGUGGAGCGAGUGAUGAUCACCCGGUCAAUCUGCCAUGAGGGAGCAUAUCAGGUCCGCCUAUGUAAGGACGGAACGUGGACGACGGUGCUGGUGGACGACAUGCUACCAUGUGACGAGUAUGGAUACCUGCUGUUCUCACAGGCUCAGAGGAGACAGUUGUGGGUGGCUCUUAUAGAGAAGGCCUUGGCGAAGCUGCACGGCUCGUACUUUGCGCUACAGGCCGGUCGAGCCAUCGAGGGUUUGGCGACUCUGACCGGAGCGCCGUGCGACAGCCUCAACCUGCAGGUGAACAGCACCAACCCGCGCGAGGAACCCAUCGACACCGACCUCAUCUGGGCCAAGAUGAUCAGCUCCAAGGAGGCGGGGUUCCUCAUGGGGGCGUCCUGCGGGGGAGGGAACAUGAAGGUGGAUGACGCCGUAUACGAGUCUCUGGGGCUCCGUCCACGACACGCCUACUCCAUCCUGGAUGUCCGGGACGUUCAAGGCUACAGACUCCUGCGUCUGAGGAACCCGUGGGGACGGUUCUCCUGGAAUGGCUCGUGGUCGGACGAGUGGCCCGACUGGCCGCAGCACCUGAGACAUGAGCUGAUGGCGCACGGGAGCAGUGAGGGAGUGUUCUGGAUGGAGUAUGGGGACUUUAUCAAGUACUUCGACUCUGUGGAUAUCUGUAAGAUACACUCGGACUGGCAUGAGGUGCGAGUGCAGGGUUCGUUCCCCAGCAGGGCGAGUGGACCGAUCACAGUGAGCUCUCUGACCGUCCUCGAGAGGACCGCGCUGGAGUUCGCUCUGUUCCAGGAGGGGAGCAGACGGUCCGAGUCUGCGGAUAAUCACCUGUUGGACCUGUGUAUCAUGGUGUUCCGCGCGUCCUUCUCCAGCGGGAACAAACUAACACUCGGCCGGUUGCUCGCUCACAGCAAGCGCGCCGUCAAGAAAUUCGUAGGCUGCGACGUGAUGCUGGAGCCAGGGGAGUACGCCGUCGUCUGCUGUGCCUUUAACCACUGGAACGGAGGGGGAACGCCAGUGUCGAGCCCCACUGCCCCCCCUCGGUCGUGUCCUGAUUCUCCGGGCUUCAUUUUGGCCAUCUACAGCUCCAGACAGGUGAUGGUGGAGCAGGUCGAUGCCACGGCAACCACGCUCGCCGAUGCCAUCAUACUGCUGACGGAGAAUAAAGGAGAGAGACACGAGGGCCGUGAGGGAAUGACCUGCUAUUACCUCACUCAUGGGUGGGCGGGGCUUAUCGUUGUUGUGGAAAACCGACACCCGAAGUUCCAUCUGCACGUGUCAUGUGACUGCACAGACAGCUUUAACGUGGUAUCGACACGCGGCAGCCUGAAGACUAUAGACAGUGUUCCACCACUACACAGGCAGGUUCUGGUGGUUCUGUCCCAGCUGGAGGGGAACGCCGGGUUCUCCAUCACACACCGUCUGGCUCACCGUAAAGCGGCGCAGGCUAACCUGGGCGACUGGACUCCCACUAAAGCCACACACUCGCCGCAGCUCACACCCGACACAGAAGGACUGCACAAGCCCCGCCCACUCUGACACAUGCCCACAUGUGCCCACACGCUGCUGGGGGGCGGAGCAUAGCGGAACUACUGAGCCAAUUUAAUCACACAACUGCUCCUGGAGCCAAACGCACAACACACACACACACAAAGGACGGACGGUACUCAAGGAUACCGCCAUCACUAAUGCACACUGUGUGUGUGUGUGUGUGUGUGUGUGUGUGUGUGUGAGGGAGCCAAAGCUGCAGGAGGUCAAAGCGUCCCGUUUAUUUUUAACGUCUAAAGACUACAUUAAAUAUUUUUUUUAUUUUUUUUUCCUUUUGUGUCAUUUGCCCUCAUUAGCAUAUAUGGGUGGGGCUUCAUUUGUCACAGCCAAUCAGGGAGCCAGAGGGAAAAAUACCUGAACUGAGUGUUUUAGUGACGUGUGUCGACCAAAGCUCUUGUUCACCAUCACGACUUCCUCUUGAUACACACUCCGUUACAAUAGUUAGCAUCCCAGCUAGUUAGCAUGCUACGGAGUCCUCAAGUUGGAAACACGGGCAGGUACUGAUGCCUCCACCAGGUGUGUGUGUGUGUGUGUGUUUGUGAGAGAAGCACACUUUAAAGUCAGUGAGGAGAAGGUGGGGGUGAUAAGUAUCGGAGCAUUGUGUGUGUGUGUGUGUGUGUGUGUAUGUGUGUGUGCGCGCAAAAUUAUUUGUGGCAUAAAGAGAAAAGCACAAACUGAUAUACGGAGCGCUCUGAUUGGUCGGAUGGGUGUUGCCAUGGUUUCUUCAGAUCUGUCCUUUUUCCAUUUGUUUUCAGGUUGGCGGCGCCCUCUACUGGUGCGCGCGCACACACACACACACACACACACAGACACACACACAUCCCUACCUCAUGGAUACAUAUUACAACCUAAACAUGCAAGCGUUGUCCUUCUGUGGACACACUCAUAUUUUCCUCAUAAUCACACAACAGUGCACCCAG